Molecule: messenger RNA, 2470 nt
Organism: Rhipicephalus sanguineus (brown dog tick)
Lineage: Eukaryota; Metazoa; Arthropoda; Arachnida; Ixodida; Ixodidae
Exons: 4
Coding region: 585-1607 (340 amino acids)
Source: RefSeq, a predicted model, not a curated record
CUUCCCGAGAUGCCGCGAUAUACGAGAGGCGCCGCGCGGCGUUUAAACCUUUGUAAAGCCCGCACGCCCUUCGGUUUCGUCGUCUACUGCGGAGCGCACUAUCUGCUGUUAAUUACCAGGUGCAGUGUCGCGUAUCCUGCACGUUGCGGCUGCUUUUCAUGCUUCUGUCGGCAUACCCCCCACAAAAGGGAAACGUUGGCGUGUAAGGUCAAGGGAAUAAAAAGUCAUGUAGAAGAGAGCGGAGAGUCGGCCGCCUUUAUUAUCGAGAUGCUCUAGCGCCCGUACACCACCACCGAUCGCUUGUUUCGGUUACCUCUGACAACCCUCCGUAAUAGAGAAACAGGACACGUCUGUCGGCGCUUGGGAAAUGAACCCUUUCUACGCGAGAGUGAGAGAGAUAGCUGAGGGAUCUGUGGAUGGAGGGAAGAAAAAGAUGAUGGGAUACCUAUAGCAUCUCAGAGAAAGGAAGAUGAGAGAAGUGUAGUCACACUCUUCCUUUCUCUUUGUUGUUUUUUCAAAUAAAAAGGCGCGACUGGGCGCAGCUUUCCAUCAUUCUUGCUCGCUUCCACCUUCUUACAAACAUCAUGUCGAUGCAAGUUAUUAUUGACGGCGUGCUGACGGAAGUGUACCCGGGAGUCGAUAGUGAUGGACUGCCCAUCAUCGAAGACGGCCUUCCAGUCUACGUUACCCCAGGGGGCAUGCCAAUCCGCUUAGACAUGACCCAUGUCACGGUGGGUGCUGCGUCGCAUGGCUCUCCUGAGCGACCGGAGGAUGCUGCGCCCCGUGACUCACCCGAACCGUGGGCGGACGAUCCUGCGCCACAUGGCCCUCCGGAACGUCGGCCGGAAGAGCUGUGGCCCGAAGCGCGGGUCUUAUGCUUAAUUGAUUUGGUAAAAAAAUAUCAGACUGACAUCAGAAAUAAAAAAAAAACCAAAAGACAAAUGUGGCAAAUAAUUUCAGAUCAGAUUAACCUGGAAUUCGGCUGCAAAAUUCUGCCAAAUCAAGUUGAAAAUAAAUGGAGGGCCCUAGAAAGAAAGUACCGCAUGGUAAAACAGCACAACAACAUUUCGGGAAACGACAGGAGGACCUGUGAAUUUGAAGAAGAGCUGGCCGAGGUCCUCGAGAGGCAGCACUUGAUAAAUCCUGUUUACGUCGCGGGGGCAGGACGUCGACGAGUGCAGAGUGCCCAGUCAGCUGCCCCAAGCCCCCAGACACCAGCUGCUCAAAGCCCGCUGCCCAGCACAAGCAGGGCCAGUGAGGACACAGAGGAAGUGGAACCGGCAAGUCCUUUGCCACCUGCAGCCCUGGAAACAGAAGAACCAGAGGAGCAGCAGGAGGAGCAACAGCAGGGGCAGCAGCAGGGGCAGCAACAGCAGGAGCAGCAACAGCAGGGCCCUCCAGCCAAACGGCAGAGACAAGACCCGAACCGGGUACUUAUUGAGGGUUUUUUAAAUUAUUUGAGAACAGCUGAAGAGAACCGAGAACGGCGCCACAACGAGCGCAUGGAGACAGAAGAGAGGCAUCAUCAGGAAAAUCUUGCUGUUGCAAGGCGCUUAGCAAGUUCCCUUGAACAGCAGCAACAGCAACCUUUUUCUGAUGAUGACUAGUCUUCUGGGUGUAUCUACAUAUUACCUCUAAGAAAUAUUUGUAUUAUUUGUGACCCUAUCAUUUUUCUUGUAUUUUUGUUUUGAUUAUUUCCCAUUCGUGAUUUUGUUUUUGUUUUGAUUAUUUCCUGUUGUAUCAUGAUUUUGUGGAUUUGUUAGUAGUGUUAUUUGUCAAUUUCAUUUGCGAUUUUGUAAAUUUUCUAUUGUAGAUUUUUUCUGUACGAUUCUUUAUGGUUGUUUGUACCUUUUAUCCUCUAAUAAACACUUGAUUGUAGAAAUCAGUGUUCUUUGCUUAUUGCGUAAUGUCCUUUAUGCUACAUGCCAUGCCUUGGCUUAAUGAAGUUGUAGUCCCUUCAAAACUUAACCUGUGCUACAGUUUUGGCUACAUCCACCUGUCUUGAGUGAAAAAAACAUAGCCAUGCUUGUUAAGAAACUAAAUGAGCUGCCAAAGUUGCCGAUAUACACAUAUGUGUGUGCACCACACCGUACACAUACAUCAAGUGCAAAAAAAUAUUAUUGCAGUUAUUGAGCAUGCAAAUAGCUUAAGUUACACUGAAAGGACAAUGAUUGUUUUCGCUUUUGAAGAGAAGAGGAUGCAUUUUAAGUUUUCUUUGAAAUGGUGGUGAAAAGUAAGUCAGCCCCUACUUGGCUUUAGCCACUUUUGGUCUCGCUUCCUGCAUUCAAGCCAGAUAUAUGAACCUAUAAUUGGAUAUUAUAUAAUGCACAGUGAACAUGGUAAUGUAGUGAGAACUGACUCACAUAUCAUCUUUGCAGUGCACUUUGUAGGCACUAUAUGGAAGGUUAACAAUGGCAAUGAUUAAUUUACGAAAUACCAAAAUAUAUAUAAUUUUGCACAUUUACACGUU